CACCCGCUCCUUUCUAGCGUGAGGGAGCCGGGCGGCCUCUUUCCGGCCCGGCAGUGGGACCGUCGCCGCCCGCCCCUCCCGUUGCAGCACCGCUACAGACGCGCUGACCCCGCGGCCGUGUCGCUAGGCGGCAUCCCGGAGCGGGUGGCGAGGUAUCUACCCGGGCGGGUUGAGGGCGGUGCCAGGGUUGGUCAAAGGUCCGCCCCGCCCCCUGCCUGGCCCGGCUUCGGGGUUGGGGAACAGCGCAGAGAGGUGGGUAGCUGGGCUCCCAGGCACGUGGAUCUCUGCGACGGCGGCUGCACGCAGGCACUGGCACCCGGGAGCCGCGGCGACGGCACGCCGGACGGAGAAGCGCAGCGCAGGGGCGAGAGGGGAGGGCGCUGUGGAGCGGCUGUCGCCCCGGGGCACCGUCGCGAGCCGGCGUGUAGCGCAUAACUGGGCGGCGUGAACGCGCCUGUGGGUCCGUGGUUGAACUUUGUCUCCACGGGAGCGUCGGUCUCGGUGAGUGUGGACGGGCGCCCUGGUUGUGAGGAGGCUGUGCGCGAAGUCUGCAUGUUAGCGGGUGAGUAUGUGCGCCCCUCGGGGCGACUGACCCAGCCUGCCGAACUUGUCUGUGUGUGCUUGGAUGUGAGCGUCCCCGUGGCAUGAGGCGGUGGGCGGUGCCCAGAGGCAUGAACCCCUGAAGAUCCCCUGACCCCUGUCCUGCCCCCAGGGUCACUCUGGGUGGCCGCCUACCAUUGGUAAGGUUGAGGGGGCAGUUGCAGGGAGUGGGCGGGGGAGGAGGGAGUGGGGAGGAAGGACAGUUAAGCCUCUGUCUCGGGACUUUAAAUCUGGCAAAUGCCCCGGUAGGAAGGGUCAGUCAGGAGAAUGGUGAUACCCCACCCCGCAACCCGAAGGCUGCCAGUGGCCCUCUUGGGGUCCUCCAGGAGUGCAGCCCAAGCGUCAGGGACUGCUGGAGACCAGCACUGCCAGUUCGGGAUCCACUGUGGGGUCCACGGCUGCUGUUUCUUUCAGCAUGGCAUCGCCGGGACCACAGCCUGAUCUGCCUGGUUUGUUUUGGAUCUAAGCUGAAAUAAUGAUGAGUUUUGAGGAUCUGGAUGAGGACCCAGGCAAGUUUAUUACCUGUGGGUGGAAGUGGGAGGAAGAAGAUUCUUUGCGCAGACAGGUCCACAAGAGAGCUCUGGAGACUCAGAGAUCUAUGUUCCAAUCCUGUCUUGGCCACUGUGUGGUCUGAGCAAGCCGUCCUUUCUCUGAGCCUCCGUGGCCUCGUCUGUAAGAAGGGACUAAUGAUACGGAAUUUGAGGGCUGUUGAGGAGCUGAUGAGUGUGUCAUGUUCAGCACCAGUGUCCCCCCAUGGGCAGGCUCACAGCUUGGGGAUGGGAAGUCAGUCCCUGGAGGGAGCCUGCCAAAACCAGAAUCCCACAUGUGCCCCUCCCUAGGGCACAAGCCUUCCACAGGACCAAGCCUGAGCCCUGUAGCCUGGGACUUAAGGUCUCUGAUAACUGGGGCCUGCUGGCCUUUCCAGCCACCUCUCCUGCCUGAUUUUUCACCUUGCAGCAGCUGUCUGGAGUCUCUCAUUUCUUGCCCCAGGCCUGUUGCAUAUUCUACACUCCCUGCCUGAUAAGCCUCCUACUCUCACCUUCUUCAACUGGAGAACUACCCAGACUUGGGACCCAGCUCAGAUGGCCCCUCCUCUGGAAAGCUUUCCUUGAUCCCCACAGCUGGGUUGGAGCCUCUUCUAGGCCCCUACAGUCCUGGUGCUGACAGCCCUGGUCCCACCUGGACCGUCAUGAUCUAUGUCUGUCUCCUCCUUUCCUCUUCUCAGGUCUAGGGGGUCCUGAAGGGCAGAAACUGGGUCUGACUCAUUUCUGUGUUGCCAGCAUCCCGCACGAGGCUGAGCUGAACUGAGAGAGCAGCAGCAGCCCCCAUCCCCUGUUUCUGGCCCCAGCUUCUCCAGUAAAGGCCUGGCUGCAGGUGAGCUCCAUGUCACUACAAAGAAGGGCAAACCAGAAUAUGGUUAUCAAAGUGGGUGGCACAGUUUGCCAGAACAGUGUGAUCUGGGACACUGCAGGACCUAGAGUGCCCAGGCUAAAGACCUGGAUUUUAUCCUGAAGGCAAUUGGGAGCCGUGGAAAUUUAUGAGCAGAGGAGUUUCAUGGUCAGGUGGCAUUUCAGAAAGAGCUCUCUGGCUGCAGGAUGGAGAAUGGAUCAAGUAGUGCCAAGUGCAGGAAGGUCAGGGCAUUUGUGAUGUCAACAUUAGAACUGUCCCAGGAGUUGUUUAAACCCUAAUUGAGUCCUUGCCCGUUGGCCAAACACUUUUCCCUGAGCCUUCAGAUGCUCCUGCUGAGGAAUUUGGGGACCUGCAAUAGAUCUCAUUCCAGCUCUGCUCCCAGCUUGUUGGAUGACCAGUUCCUGCCCUGCUAGGGUCUAAAAGGAGGCCAGAACAAGUAAGAUCCUGCAUGGCAGAGUAUAUGUGUUGGGAGGCCCUGGCACAAAAGGUUUGUCACUCUUUCUCCUUUUCUCCCUGUCUGGGGCUUUCUUGGAGUCUGGUCAGAGGAGUUGGGUAUCCCAGUGGGUAACCCUCAGAAAUGACUACCAAACUUGGGCUGUGUCGUGAGGCUGUGGCUCCUCUGUUUCUGUCUCCCUCCCGCCCUGGAUGCAUAAGGCUCUAAGAAGGUGUGAGGGUAUCACCAGGGCCUCAUGAGUGACCUUAUGAGAGCUUUGACUUAAUGGCUAUAGUCUUUAGAGAGGCCAUUGUCCCUCUCUAGGUGUCAGUUCUGCCAUCUGUAAAUUGAGAAUGGUGAUCCUUGCUUCUUUGAGGGCAAAGUUGCUACAAGGAUUAAGAUAGUGAUCAGGGAAAAGCUUUAUAAGCCUUAAACUGCAGUGCUUGGAGAAGGAAUGUGAUGCUCAUAGACUUAAAUUCAUUUUGAAGACUAUAAGAGAACAUGGGUGCAAUAGCAAGGGAUUGUGCUGGUUAUUGAAAUUUAAUUACUGAAUGCCUUCCUCCCCUACCCGCUCUGCAGAGAUGGCUUCACUAGUAAUGAUUUGCAAUAAUCCAUUUUGUCUUCCUAUAGACCUGUGAGGCAGGAAUUGGAUCUCCAUUUUGCAGAUCAGGAAAUAGAGGCAUGGAUUGUAUCUUGCCCAGGGUCACCAAGCUGAGGUGAAACCUGGGGCUCCAGUCCACCUGCGAGCUUAGCCCUCCCCAUCUGAGACAGAGCCCUGUCGGGGUCGGGCCUGGUCCUCUGGCUUCCAGGCUGAGAGGAGUUUGAAUUGUGCCCUGGGAACCUGUGUUUGGGGCUUUCCUGUGGCCAGAUUACUCAACUGCUGAUAAGAUAACGCCUGCCCAGACCUGCCCACAGGACCAGAGAUGCCUUGUUGAUCUGGUCUGAGGAGAGCCUCUGGGUGUGGACCUGGCUUCCUGUUUCCAGCUCAGAUGACCCCUCCUCUGCAGAAGCGCUCCCUGACCACCUCCCCCAGGCCAGGAAACCACAUGACCGCAGUGUGAAAGGUGGACAGACAGGGCAGGGGUGGAGGCACAGAGGCCAGUGAGGAGGCUGGUGCUGUGGACUGCGGAAAAACAGGCCUGAGGCUGCAGUGUGGGGACCAUGUGGUGCAUGUCCGAGGAAUUUCACUGGUUGAACUAACAGGACUUGGUAUCUGAGGUGCUGGUGGAGGGUGAGACCUGCCCACACAGAGGGUCCCCUCCACCAGGCAACUGUCCCCUCCCUGAAACCCUGUGCUUGGUGUACACAAGGGGCUCCAAGGAGCCCCUUGCGGCAGCAGCAUUGCCUGCCCAGAAAAAUGCUGGAGGCUAGGCGUGGCCCCAGGCCUGGGGACCUGUUUUUCCUGUUUCCGGCAGAGUUCCCUGCAGCCCAGUCCAGGCGGGUGCAUUCACGAGUGAGGAACCCGAGCAGACGCUAAGCAUCCUGACCUGGACAGCGGGCCUGGUCAGGGCGAUGGCGGCAGACCUGGGCCCCUGGAAUGGCACCUUCAAUGGCACCUGGGAUGGGGAUGAGCUGGGCUACAGGUGCCGCUUCAACGAGGACUUCAAGUACGUGCUGCUGCCUGUGUCCUACAGCGUGGUGUGCGUGCUUGGGCUGUGUCUGAACGCCGCGGCGCUCUACAUCUUCUUGUGCCGCCUCAAGACCUGGAAUGCAUCCACCACAUACAUGUUCCACCUGGCUGUGUCUGAUGCGCUGUAUGCGGCCUCCCUGCCGCUGCUGGUCUAUUACUACGCCCGCGGCGACCACUGGCCCUUCAGCACCGUGCUCUGCAAGCUGGUGCGCUUCCUCUUCUACACCAAUCUUUACUGCAGCAUCCUCUUCCUCACCUGCAUCAGCGUGCACCGGUGUCUGGGUGUCUUACGCCCUCUGCGCUCCCUGCGCUGGGGCCAGGCCCGCUACGCUCGCCGGGUGGCCGGGGCCGUGUGGGUGUUGGUGCUGGCCUGCCAGGCCCCUGUGCUCUACUUUGUCACCACCAGCACACGUGGGGGCCGCGUGACCUGCCACGACACAUCGGCGCCCGAUCUCUUCAGCCGCUUUGUGGCCUACAGCUCAGUCAUGCUGGGCCUGCUCUUCGCGGUGCCCUUUGCCAUCAUCCUUGUCUGUUACAUGCUCAUGGCUCGGCGGUUGCUAAAGCCGGCCUACGGGACCUCGGGUGGCCUGCCUAGGGCCAAGCGCAAGUCCGUGCGCACCAUCGCCUUGGUGCUGGCUGUCUUUGCCCUCUGCUUCCUGCCCUUCCAUGUCACCCGCACCCUCUACUACUCCUUCCGCUCGCUGGACCUCAGCUGCCACACCCUCAACGCCAUCAACAUGGCCUACAAGGUCACCCGGCCGCUGGCCAGUGCUAACAGUUGCCUUGACCCGGUGCUCUACUUCCUCGCUGGGCAGAGGCUCGUACGUUUUGCCCGAGAUGCCAAGCCACCCACUGACCCCAGCCCUGCCACCCCAGCUCGCCGCAGGCUGGGCCUGCGCAGAUCCGACAGAACUGACAUGCAGAGGAUAGAAGAUGUGUUGGGCAGCAGUGAGGACUCUAGGCGGACAGAGUCCACGCCGGCUGGUAGCGAGAACACUAAAGACAUUGGGCUGUAGGAGCAGAACACUUCGGCCUGCGCAGGUUUAUAUUGGGAAGCUGCAGGGGACCAGGACUUGUGCAGAUUGUACGGUCUCCCCAGAUAUGGACCAUCAGUGACUCAUGCUGGAUGACCAAGGAAGCCAUGACCCCAUGCUCCGUCAUUUGACAGGGGCUCAGGAUAUUCGCUCUGUGGUCCAGAGUCAACUGUUCCCAUAACCCCUAGUCACCAUUUGUGUGUAUGAAUUGGGGGAAUUAAGUUUCAAGAAAGGCGAGAGUUAAGGUCAGUGACACCCCUGGCCUGACUCUCAUGCAAGUAGCUGGCUGUACUGCCAAGGUACCUAGGUUGGAGUCCAGCCUAAUCAAGUCAAAUGGAGAAACAGGCCCAGAGAGGAAGCUGGCUUACCAAGGUCACAUACCAGAGUCUGUAGCUGAGCUACCUGGGGUGGCAGCCAGGUCACAGAUUGGCCAGAAAACCCUGGUAAGUAAUGAGGGCUGAGUUUGCACAGUGGUCUGGAAUGGACUGGGUGCCACGGUGGACUCAGCUCUGAGGAGUACCCCCAGCCCAAGAGAUGAACAUCUGGGGACUAAUGUCAUAGACCCAUCUGGAGGCUCCCGUGGGCUGGGAGCCAGUGUGAGGCUGUAACUUAUACUAAAGGUUGUGUUGCCUGCUGA
Messenger RNA from Piliocolobus tephrosceles (Ugandan red Colobus), 5744 nucleotides. RefSeq names its product purinergic receptor P2Y2 (gene P2RY2). The record is from RefSeq and is a predicted model, not a curated record. Gene Ontology annotation, molecular function: A1 adenosine receptor binding; G protein-coupled purinergic nucleotide receptor activity; G protein-coupled UTP receptor activity. Gene Ontology annotation, biological process: blood vessel diameter maintenance; phospholipase C-activating G protein-coupled receptor signaling pathway; positive regulation of mucus secretion. The coding region runs from base 3956 to 5089 and encodes 377 amino acids. Gene Ontology annotation, cellular component: plasma membrane. The transcript is spliced from 8 exons. NCBI's taxonomy places the organism in Eukaryota, Metazoa, Chordata, Mammalia, Primates, Cercopithecidae.